Molecule: messenger RNA, 5949 nt
Organism: Microcebus murinus (gray mouse lemur)
Lineage: Eukaryota; Metazoa; Chordata; Mammalia; Primates; Cheirogaleidae
Source: RefSeq, a predicted model, not a curated record
CCAAUUUAAAAAAGGAGUUUAUCUUUGUGGCAAUAAUUUUUGACUCUAAACACAGCGAGGAGCUCUUGGGCUGCUGCUGACUUUUUAAAAGGCUAUAGUUAUUUUGAGUCUAUAUUCACACAUAUUCUUAUUUAGAAUGCAUAAUCAUUUAUUUUCCAUUAUUUCUUUCCUCUGAACAGAUCUGAAAAGAAGAUCUAGUUAUAUCUGCAAAAGUUAUAUUCUCUUUUUUAUUUUUCUAUUUUUAUCAAUAUUGAUGAUGGUCCAUCUGAACAGAUAACACAAAGACCAUAUUUCUGUUUAUAUGUACACUCCGACUUUGUGUGUGUGUGUGUAUACAGCCUUAUCAGGUUCUUGACAAAGGAACCACAAAUAGAUUUAAUCUUUUUAAUGCUUCUCCCUUGCUCUGUCCUUGUAUUAUAACUUUUAAAAUGUUUAAUUAUUUUUAUAUAUUUCUUCCACAUACAGGUCUUUAUAGCUGGGUCUCCACUGCGAGUCUAUUUUAAACUACCUAUAGGUGGUAUUUUAAAAUUGUUGCCUCGUAUCGGAGCAUUCCUCUAUCAGUUUUGGGGGGCUACACUUGAAUAUUCUACAUGACCAAAUAAGUAUCAGACCCAUGUCCUUCUUCAGGAAAAGUGUUUUAUGUUCUUCUUCACAUCUGAUAUUUAUCUCAGGUGCAUUCCAAAAGCAAUGAACCAAGUCUUUUGAAAAGAGAUAGAAGAAUCAUUUUUUAAAGUAAUAAUGUCAGGGAAACAGAAUUGCUUUUUGAUUUAGGAUAUGUAAAUAUUCACUCUUAUUAAAAGAUUGACUUUAAAACAUAUCCAACUCUGCCAAACAAUAGAAGAAUCCACUUUUUUCUUCUUUCUUUCCUUUUUUUUUUUUUUUUUUGAUUGAAGAAACCACAUAGAGCAGGUAUAUCAUCAUUGGAAAAGUAGGUACUUUCCAUAUCAUUGUCAAAAAGCAAAAAUUGCUUCUUGAUUUAGGAUCCCAUAAACUCAUAUGAAGGUGUGAGAGGCCGGAAGAAAUCAAUAACAUCCAUUGUUCCUUGGAUGGUGGGCUACGCAUAUUUUAACCUCUGAACAUUUCUAAAAUAAAAACAUUUCUCUCAACGCCGGCAAAUUUGGGAAAAAAUUAAAUUCCUUUUAUAGAUGAAUCUUGGAAGAAGGUGAUGUAUCUUAUAAUGGGUCUGCUAAGGUUUGUUUAAUAUUCAGCAGCCCUGAGAAGUUUUCUAUAUCUUCUGCUCUAAGUUAGUAACUUGGAGAAAAAUGAAGAGCAGGUUUGACAACGUUGUCAUGAUUGUGAUUGAGAUGAAGCUAGAAUCAUGUGCAAUUUAAUUCCUCCCAGGUCCUGACUCAAAACCUAUGUCUGAUUUCAUGACCUCUGCUACAUCCUUCUAUCAUGAGAUGACUUGGGAAUCUUAGUCUGUUGAAGGAAUCAGCCUGACCGUUUGGUUCAUCAGAAGGAGCAGCAGUGAAGAACUCAAGUUCUGGAGCCAGAUACAUACAUCUGGAUUUGCAUGCUGGCCAUCCAAGCCACUUACUAGCUGGUUGAUCUGGGACUAGCUUCAUUUUUCCCAUGUGUAAAGUUGGGAAAUAAUACUAGUCAUACAGAGUAUGGUUGUUUGGAGGAUUAAUUGAAAUUAAUGUAUCUAAAAAUCUUAGCACAGUGCCUGACAUUCAGUAAAACUAUUCAGUGAGUUUCUCCUAAUAUGGUAUCAUUAAAAUGAUUAUGAAUAAAGAAAUUUUGUAGGUGGUAUAUGGAAAGUAGUCAUCUCCUGAGGACAUACAUUGACCCCCUAUAGUAUUUGGCUAGUCUCUGUUAUAAAUGCAUGAUAUGCAAUUAAAAUUACUAACAAUAACAACAAGAACAGCUACCACUUUAUAUAGUUUCAGACACUUUCCUAAGUAUUUUAAAUAGCCUAACACAUUUAAUUCUUAUAAAAAACUUUAAGAGAUAUGUGGUACCAUUCCCUGGUUUACAGAUAAGUAAAAUGAGAUCAAGAGACAUAAUCGCUCAGUGGAAAACAGCCACUAGAUAGUAGAUCCAGAAUUCAAAACCAGCAGUCUUUUGCCAGAAUCAAUGUGUUUUACCACCACACUCUCCAUUCCCAAACUGAGCACCAAGGCAUCCUAGGAUGCCCAAGUGAACUCAGGAAGGCAUCAUAGAAUAUAUUAAAUGUUCCAGAGAAGCACAGCGAUCCUCAACAUCUGUUAGCCACUGCAUGCACUACGUAGUGUAAGGUAGUUUCAUUUCAACAUUAUAUCUCAUUGCAUCCCUUCCACUACCACAGCUUUGUUAAAACCAGGCUUCCAGUGGAUGCUGUGAUAAAAAAGCAAAUACCGUGUGAAAUCAAUGCAGAGCAGGAAACGAGGCUGGACGAUCUUAUUCUCAGAUUUGAGAAGUUGUGCAGUGCCCAACAGAAGCAUGCUUGCCAUAAGUAGAAGCCCCCAGCUGAGUAGAUGCUGCCUGCCCACAUUGAGGGCAGCCCUUCCCCACAUAGGCUGCUCAGACUCACAUGCUAACCUCUUCUGGAAACACCUUCGCGGACAUAUCCAAAAGUAAUGCUUCACCAGUUCGCCAAGUAACGUUUAAUCCAGUCAGGUCGACAGCUAAAAUGAACCAUUACAGGCACAAAGAUUCUUGAGAUACUGCCUGGAAGACAGACCUUUUUUUUUUCCUGUUGAUUGUAUGGGAGAAAUUUUUGACCUUAGGAAGUGGAGAUGAGGUUGCUAUGGAAACUGAUAAUUCUGCUGCCACUCAUAAACUCUUGUGCAGGUGAUGGACUUUUCAGCCGCCCUAUUUUUACUCAGGAGCCAGAAGAUGUCAUUUUUCCUUUGGGUUUAUCAAAAUCUGAAAUCAUCUUGAAUUGUGCUGCUAGUGGUUACCCUUCACCCCAUUAUAGGUGGAAGCAAAAUGGCACAGAUAUUGAUUUUACCAUGAGUUAUCACUACAGGUUGGAUGGAGGCAGUUUGGCAAUCAGUAGCCCCCACACAGAUCAAGAUUUUGGUACCUACCAAUGCCUGGCCACCAAUCUUCUGGGGACAAUUCUAAGUCGGAAGGCGAAGCUCCAGUUUGCAUAUAUUGACGACUUUGAAACCAAAACAAGAAGCACGGUGUCUGUUCGAGAAGGUCAAGGUGUGGUGCUUCUCUGUGGCCCCCCGCCACACUUUGGAGAUUUAUCUUAUGCAUGGAUCUUCAAUGAUAACCCUUUGUAUAUCCAAGAGGACAAGAGGAGGUUUGUCUCUCAAGAGACUGGAAACUUGUACAUUGCCAAAGUAGAACCGUCAGAUGUGGGCAACUACACUUGCUUCAUCACAAACACGGAGGCCCAGAGAAGUGUUCGAGGACCACUCACUCCACUAGUGCAGCGCACUGAUGGUGUGAUGGGGGAAUAUGAACCAAAGAUUGAAGUGCGUUUUCCUGAAACUAUACAAGCCGCAAAGGAUUCAUCUGUAAAACUGGAAUGCUUUGCCCUUGGAAAUCCAGUCCCUGAUAUUAGUUGGAGAAGGUUGGAUGGAAGCCCAUUGCCAGGGAAGGUCAAGUACAGCAAAUCCCAAGCUAUCCUUGAAAUCCCGAACUUUCAACAAGAAGACGAAGGCUUUUAUGAGUGCAUUGCAGGCAACCUUCGAGGAAGAAACCUUGCAAAAGGUCAACUCAUUUUUUAUGCUCCCCCAGAAUGGGAACAAAAAAUCCACAAUACAUACCUCUCUAUCUAUGACAGCUUGUUGUGGGAAUGCAAAGCUAGUGGAAAGCCAACCCCUUGGUACACAUGGUUAAAAAAUGGUGAACGCCUCCACCCAGAGGAGAGAAUUCAGAUAGAAAAUGGGACACUUAUCAUAACAAUGCUGAAUGUGUCAGAUUCUGGUGUCUACCAAUGUGCUGCAGAAAACAAAUAUCAGAUAAUAUAUGCAAAUGCUGAAUUGAGAGUUUUAGCCUCAGCUCCUGAUUUCUCCAAAAAUCCCAUUAAAAAAAAUUCAGUUGUUCAGGUUGGUGGGAAUAUUGUCAUCGAAUGCAAACCAAAUGCUUUUCCCAGGGCAGCUAUCUCCUGGAAAAGAGGGACGGAGAGCCUCAGACAAAGCAAAAGAGUGUUUCUCUUGGAGGAUGGUAGCCUCAAGAUAUAUAACGUUACCAGGUCAGAUGCUGGAUCAUAUACAUGCAUAGCCACAAAUCAGUUUGGCAUUGCAAAGAACACCGGCAGCCUCGUAGUAAAAGAAAGGACUGUCAUUACUGUCCCACCUUCCAAAAUGGAUGUGACAGUUGGUGAGAGUAUAGUUCUACCGUGCCAGGUGUCCCAUGAUCCAGCCAUCGAAGUUGUAUUUGUGUGGUCUUUCAAUGGAGAUGUCAUAGACUUAAAAAAAGGAGUGGCCCAUUUUGAAAGGAUUGGAGGAGAAGCUGUUGGGGAUUUGAUGAUAAGGAAUAUUCAGCUAAAUCAUUCAGGAAAAUACCUAUGCACAGUACAAACAACUUUAGAAAGUUUAUCUGCUGUGGCUGAUAUCAUUGUUAGAGGUCCCCCAGGUCCUCCGGAGGCUGUGAAGGUCGAGCACGUUUCCAGUACUACUUCUCGUCUAAGCUGGAGGCCAGGCCCAGAUAAUAACAGCCCCAUUCAGAUAUUCACUAUUCAGACUCGGACACCGUUCUCCGUGGGUUGGCAGGCUGUUGCUACAGUUCCAGAAAUUCUCAAUGGUAAGACAUACAAUGCAACGGUGGUUGGCUUGAGUCCCUGGGUGGAGUAUGAAUUCCGUGUGGUUGCCGGGAACAGCAUUGGGAUCGGAGAACCGAGUAAACCAUCAGAAUUGUUAAGAACUAAACCAUCAGUCCCUGUUGUGGCACCAGUAAACAUCAAAGGAGGUGGAGGAAGCCGGUCUGAACUCGUCAUUACGUGGGAGUCAAUUCCAGAAGAGCUACAGAAUGGAGAGGGAUUUGGAUAUAUCAUCAUGUUCCGGCCAGUAGGCUCGACAACCUGGACCAAGGAAAGAGUAGCAUCUGUAGAAUCGUCAAGGUUUAUUUACAGAAAUGAGAGCAUCAUCCCACUUUCUCCCUUUGAAGUCAAAGUGGGUGUGUAUAAUAAUGAAGGUGAAGGAUCCCUGAGUACUGUGUCCAUUGUCUACUCCGGAGAAGAUGAACCUCAGUUGGCCCCGAGGGGAAUUUCUGUCCAGAGUUUUUCUGCUUCUGAAAUGGAGGUUUCAUGGAAUGCAAUUGCCUGGAAUAGAAACACUGGAAGAGUGCUGGGCUAUGAGGUAUUAUACUGGACAGAUGAUUCCAAAGAAUCCAUGAUUGGUAAAAUUCGAGUCAGUGGGAAUGUCACAACCAAGAACAUCACAGGGCUGAAAGCUAAUACCAUCUACUUCACUUCUGUGAGAGCUUACAACACUGCUGGGACAGGGCCCUCGAGCCCCCCAGUCAAUGUCACCACCAAAAAAUCCCCUCCAAGCCAACCACCAGCAAACAUUGCCUGGAAGCUGACAAAUUCAAAAUUAUGCUUGAACUGGGAGCAUGUAAAAACCAUGGAAAAUGAGUCUGAAGUGCUGGGCUACAAGAUUCUGUACCGGCAAAACAGACAUAGUAAAACUCAUAUUUUGGAAACAAACAACACAUCCGCUGAGCUUCUGGUUCCAUUUGAAGAAGACUACUUGAUUGAGAUAAGGACCGUCAGUGAUGGCGGGGAUGGAAGCAGCAGUGAGGAAAUUAGGAUUCCAAAAAUGUCAAGUUUGAGUUCCAGAGGAAUUCAAGUCUUAGAACCUAGCACCUAUUUCCUGUCAAUUGUCGUUAUGAUUUUUUACGGUUUUGCUAUUCAGCCACUUAUACGAUGAAUAAAAACCACAAAUCUUUGAGAGUUUUUUGAAAGCAAAUCAUUCUGUAAACAUGUUCUCCAGCUUUCACCACAAGAGACGUUCUUAAUACAGACUUGUUUGGAAAGAAAAAAAAUGUAUAUUAUUAAGAUCUUGUAAAUAU